UCAAAGGCAACCAUCGUAUUUGAAAACAUGGACCCUAACAGGAUGGAUGAAGGAAAGAGUGGAGAUGGAGACAUUUCAUCUGUCAUGGGAUUCUCUGGGUUUGGUAAGAAGGCCCGUACAUUUGACCUUGAUGCCAUUUUUGAACAAACCCGACGAACCGCCAUUGAGAGGAGUCAGCAUGCAUUAGAGGAGAGGCAGAAGACACAGAAGGAGGGAGGCGGGGAAAGCUCCACGUCAGUCAAAGCAUCAAUCCACACACAAAGAAACAAACCUGCUGCUGCUACUUCUAGAAAACAGGAGAGUGACAGCAGCAGUGACAGCGAUUCAGACUCUGACUCUGGCCUUAUUGGGCCUCCACCACCUCCUCAACAUACAGCCCAGCAUGACGAUGAUGAUGACGAAGAGCUUGUGGGACCGCCUCUCCCACCAGGUUACACAGGCAGCACAGCUCACAGUGAUGAAGAUGAUGAAGAUGAUGACGACGAUGAUGAUAAUCCAGUGAAGAAGAUUCCAGACACUCAUGAGAUCACUCUGCAGCACGGCACCAAGACAGUAUCAGCUCUUGGUUUAGACCCCUCUGGAGCCCGGCUGGUGACUGGUGGAUAUGAUUAUGAUGUGCGGUUCUGGGAUUUUGCUGGGAUGGAUCAGGCACUGCAGGCCUUUAGAUCCCUGCAGCCCUGUGAAUGCCAUCAGAUCAAGUCCCUGCAGUACAGCGUCACUGGUGAUGUCAUCCUGGUGGUUUCUGGCAAUGCACAGGCCAAGGUGUUGGACCGUGAUGGCUUCAACGUCAUGGAGUGUGUGAAGGGAGACCAGUACAUCGUGGAUAUGGCCAACACUAAGGGCCACACAGCUAUGUUGAAUUCUGGCUGCUGGCAUCCCAAGAUUAAAGAAGAGUUCAUGACAUGCUCCAAUGAUUGCACUGUGCGCACAUGGGACCUGAACUCAGACAAGAAGCAUAAGUCUGUGUUUAAACCCCGGUCUGUCCAGGGGAAGAAGGUCACCCCCACAUGCUGCACCUACAGCCGUGAUGGGAAGCUCGUUGCAGCAGGCUGCCAGGAUGGCACCAUCCAGAUCUGGGACAGAAACCUCAGCGUCCACACAAAGUUUCACUGCCGGCAAGCCCACACUCCAGGAUCAGACACCUCUUGCCUCUCCUUUUCCUACGAUGGUGUGACUCUAGCGUCACGUGGAGGUGAUGACACUUUGAAGUUGUGGGAUAUACGUAACUUCAGGAAGCCUGUGAAUGUUGCUACUGGACUGACAAACUACUUUUCUAUGACUGACUGCUGUUUUAGCCCAGACGACAAGCUUCUGGUAACAGGGACCUCAGUGAAGAAAGACGAGGGAAAUGGGAAGCUGGUUUUCUUUGACCGAACUUCCUUCCAGAGGGUCUAUGAAAUAGAAGUCACCAAUGCAAGUGUUAUCCGCUGCCUGUGGCACCCAAAACUCAACCAGAUAAUGGUGGGAACAGGGAACGGACUGGCCAAGGUCUACUACGACCCCGUCAAAAGUCACAGGGGCGCUAAACUGUGUGUAGUGAAGAGCCAGAGGAAAGAGAAACAAGCGGAGACGCUGACGCAAGAUUACAUCAUUACACCUCAUGCCUUACCCAUGUUCAGAGAGGCCCGACAGCGGAGUACUCGGAAACAGCUGGAGAAGGACAGACUUGACCCCAAGAAGUCCCACAAACCUGAGCCUCCUGUGUCUGGACCAGGUCGUGGAGGCAGAGUCGCAGCUCAUGGUGGAACUCUGUCUUCAUUCAUUGUGAAGAACAUUGCUUUAGACAAAUCAGACGACAGUAAUGCCAGAGAGGCCAUCCUCCGUCACGCCAAAGAGGCUGCUGAUAACCCUUACUGGGUUGCCCCAGCAUACACACAGACCCAGCCAGAGCCAGUGUUUGCAGAGGAGUCAGACGAGGAUGAGGAAGCUGACAAGGAACCAGAGUGGAAGAAGCGCAAGAUCUGAGUCUCUUCGAUGGCAGCUCAGUUUCUACAGGAUAGCAGACAGGGUGGGCUUGUGGUUGGAUAUACAGCACGCUAACCACAAGGUCUCAGGAUCAAUCCCAAAACAAAACUACUGUCAGACACUCUGCAUAGGAGCAUCAACUAAAUUACUAAAUUGUCCAGACUGUCCUUUUAGGGUGCAUGUACAGUAUUUAUGUGUGUGCUUCUGUGUUAAGGGGCAGCACAUAAAUGUGCUCACUGUGCAAGCACUAUAUAAUGUAAGUAUAUGGUCCUCCCAUGGCAAUUCAUCAACCACUGAAAGAACUUUUUUAUGUCUGUUUUUACUGUGUGAACUUCAUUUCCAUUAUGUGUAUUGUCCUCUGCUCCCACAUCUUUAAAAAGUUUGCUAAUGCCUCAUAAAUUGUCUCCAGAUUUUGUGGUCUGGUGCUGCCCAUCAAAAAUUUGCCAGAUUGUAAAAAGUAAAUAGCAAAUAACUAAAACUUGCAGAAAAAUGUACUUUGUUUUUAUAGGGUUUAGUUUUAGUUUAGUUUUUUAAACUGUUGUUGUUUUGUUGGCUGCGAUACAAAAAACUUCAUUAAACCAUUGAUGCAAAUUUAGAUGUUUUCUACUUACUGUAUUCCUCCUCACAACCUAAAUAAAGGAAUUUGUAUAUUGUUGCUAAAACAGUGAAAUUCAAUGUAAAGU
Messenger RNA from Scomber japonicus (chub mackerel), 2648 nucleotides. RefSeq names its product WD repeat-containing protein 70. The transcript has 18 exons. Gene Ontology annotation, biological process: regulation of DNA double-strand break processing. Gene Ontology annotation, molecular function: protein binding. The record is from RefSeq and is a predicted model, not a curated record. NCBI's taxonomy places the organism in Eukaryota, Metazoa, Chordata, Actinopteri, Scombriformes, Scombridae. Gene Ontology annotation, cellular component: nucleus; site of double-strand break. The coding region runs from base 28 to 1965 and encodes 645 amino acids.